Molecule: messenger RNA, 2173 nt
Organism: Cephus cinctus (wheat stem sawfly)
Lineage: Eukaryota; Metazoa; Arthropoda; Insecta; Hymenoptera; Cephidae
Product: C-type lectin 37Db
Exons: 5
Coding region: 230-772 (180 amino acids)
Biological process (GO): biological process involved in interspecies interaction between organisms
Cellular component (GO): external side of plasma membrane
Molecular function (GO): carbohydrate binding
Source: RefSeq, a predicted model, not a curated record
CGUUUGCUAUAGAAGCUGGAGGAAGAAGGUGGUCUGCGAGAAGUCGGUGAUACUUAACCUCGCUAUACACCUUCUCCAAGCAUUUACGAGAAGUGUACCUAGGCAGCUACCUGGAUAUCACGACGAGUGAACGUAGAAAGACCUGUGCGUUUCUAUAGUACAUUUCAAAUGAUCGAAUUGUGAUUACCCACAACACAAAAACAGUUCUGUACUAACAACAAAGAACAAGAUGGAGAAAAUACUGCUACUAUCGCUGAUUGCUAUCCUUGUUGGAUCAAUACACGCAAUUCCUGGCCGCCUUAAUGAUGACUGCCCGAACUGCGUAGACGAACACAGCGGAAGUUUGGCUGCUUCAAGAUGGACGAUGCCACUCUUAAAACUCGGAGAAAAAAGAUACUAUCUUGGAAUUUUCUUCAAGGCAAACUGGUACAGGGCGUCACAGUACUGCCGCUAUCAUGGCAUGCACCUGGCCAGUAUAGCGUCCCAGGAAGAGAAUGACAGGCUUGAGAAACACAUUAAAGACUUUGGACUUGGACACGAACAUUUCUGGACUUCGGGUACUGAUCAAGCGGAGGAAGGCACUUUCUUUUGGAUGGCUAAUGGUCGCCCAAUUACCUUUGAAAAUUGGAACGUCGGAGAGCCAAAUAACUUCCGAUACGAGAAUGGCGAGGAGGAACACUGCUUGGAGUUGUGGAAUAGAGAUGGUAAGGGUCUGAAGUGGAACGACAGUCCCUGUAGCUUUGAAACAUUCUUCGUUUGUGAAGUGCAGUGAUCCCUAAUUUUUAAGAAGUAUAAGUUAAAUUCCGUCCGAGUUAAUGAGUUGUCUGUCUGAACUUCAGAUACAGCCCACGAAGGCCGAAGUAAAAAAUCAAAUUCUCUCUUUCUGUUAAGUUAGUGUUCUAUACUGGUUUUAUUAUAGAUUGGUGCAAAAGGGAGAUUAAAUGCAUGCGAUGACUUGUAUUACUUACGCCUAUAUUCCGUAAAGUAAUUGCAUAGAGAGACUCGCUAUGUUGGAACAAACUUUUAUUAUAAUGUGCAGCUUACCUGUAAAUGGAAAUUAUUUGAAAACUAUUUACGCCUAACUCUCGUUAUUAGUGAAACUCGUGAUCCUUACUGUGGACAUCGAUUAAUUUAAACUAUCAUCGGUAUUUAAAAAUUGCAAAUCAACGCGCGAUGUGUGAGGGACAUGCACGAGUACAAUGCCAAACAUAGACUGCCAAAAAAUCCGAAGCAGCUAUUUUGCUUUAAUGGACAUGAUUCGAUGUAUAUCUAUGAGUAGAAGUAGUAUGUGCGUCAAGUGUUUAAAGAAAUGGUAGUCAUAUGAAAACACCAAUAAUUCAUCAAUUUCUGAGUUCAAAUACAUAUGUAGAAUAAUAUUAUUUAGCAUAGGUUAUUAUAGAUAUCAUAAAUGUUACAACGUUUUUUCUUAUCUUUGAUAAUUUUAAGUUAAUCCACGAUACAAAUGAAAGAUUCGUACACGUACGUUUAGUAAGAUAACGAUUAUUUGAAAACUUUAUAUAUAAACGGUACACAUAGAAAAAUAGUCAGGUGGGUCCUUCUCAUAAUAGAAUGUUUGGAUUAUUCCUGAAAUGAGAGAUUAUACUGUCAUAAUCCGUUUGUAUCAUAAAUCAAUUGAAAUAUCGGUCGCUUUCCUUCUUUUGUUUAUUAUUUCUAUAAAACUCUAGUAGCAACACCGAUUAAUAUCGAAAUGAUUCUUUUGACAUUUUCAAGUGGAAAUACAUAAAAUACAAACACGCUUUUAAAAAUCUGUAGCAGGAUUCUAUUAUCGAAAGCGGAAAAAAUAUUGCUAUACAAUUCUUUUAAACUCGUCUAGAUUUUAAAAAAGAAAUAAGAUUUAAGAAGAAGAAAUUUAAGAAGAAAUAAGGCAAGCUUUUACAGCAUUUUCUAUUACUUGCACUGGCAUGCACUGAUAAGAGUGUUAGUUCCAUUGAUAACUUUUGAUGCACAUUAUUUCACCACUCCCUCUUCCAAUCAAUUAGUGCGGAUUAUGUUUACAGGUACGAGCUUACGGCCCAUGUGAGUGUAUCUUAUUAUCUUUUGCUUAAUAUAAUUUUAAAAAUCGCAAAAUAAGAGUAUAAAUUGCACUCGGCAUAAUGAAUAAAAACUCUAUGAAAGUAAUACAAUUUUUUAAAAUAAAAUAAUUUUGAAAGUG